Quercus robur (English oak) is the source of this 1659-nucleotide messenger RNA. RefSeq lists its product as uncharacterized. Lineage: Eukaryota; Viridiplantae; Streptophyta; Magnoliopsida; Fagales; Fagaceae. The transcript has 3 exons. The coding region runs from base 1 to 1659 and encodes 552 amino acids. The record is from RefSeq and is a predicted model, not a curated record.
AUGGAUUAUCUUGAUGAGAUAGCUGAAAACUCUAACACAUGGACUGGACCUAGCCUUAUGGACUCCUCUGAUAGAACUAGAGCUAACACUACCACUUCUAGUGGAAGUGUUUUCAAGUUGAGGGAAGAUGAUAAAAUGAGUGCAAAAAUCAGCAUGUUAACUAAAGAAAUUGAGGCACUCAAAAUGAAAGGAAGUAGGAAUGUUAGUGCUACCUUUAGAGAGGACCCAAUGGAGGUGUGUAAAAUCUGUCAUGAGAUAAACCAUGCUACAAAUGGAUGUGCAUCACUUUCAUCAUUCUUGAAUGUGCCAGAAGAACAAGUACAUGCAUUUAAUUCAUACUGGCCAAAUAAUUCUUCAUAUUCUAACAAUUAUAACCCAAAUAUGCGAAACCAUCUGUAUUUGAGUUAUAAGAGUGACAAUGUGUUGAAUCCUCCUGCUCCAAGGAAUUUUAAUUCACCACAUGCAUCAUCAUCAUCUAGAACUUCCUUGGAGGAUGCACUUAGUACUUUCAUUCAAAGGCAAAGUGAGCAAAAUCAAAAGUUUGAAUCCAUGCUCACUAGGCUAGAUGAAGAGGAUAAACAUGAGGAAGUAAAAGCUGUGACCAUUUUGAGCAGUGGUAAAGAGAUUAAUAAAAGUUCUCCUUUAGUAACUAAGAAAUCUAAGGAGAUCCCAGUUGAAAAAGAGAAAGAUGAAACUGAGUCACUUGGAUUUGGUGAAAUUGAACAAUGCCCAAUCCCUCCACCAUUUCCACAAGCCUUAAAAUUACCUAAGAAAUUGGACACCACAUCUGAGAUAUUAGUGUAUUUGCAUCAAGUCAAGAUAAAUUUGCCAUUAUUGCAUGUUAUCAAGCAAAAGCCUGCAUAUGCUAAGGUAAUUAAGGACCUAUGCACCAUCAAGAGAAAGCAUCAUGUAAAGAAGACCGCAUUCCUAACAGAACAAGUAAGUGCAGUUAUCCAACAUAAGACCUUACCAAAGUAUAAGGAUCCAGGUUGUUCUACGAUCUCUUGUACUAUUGGAGAUUACAUCAUGGAGUAUGCAUUGCUAGAUCUUGGGGUAAGUGUUAAUUUGAUCCCUUCCAGUGUAUAUCAAAAACUUGGACUUAGUGAGUUGAAACCUACUUCAAUAACUUUACAGUUGGCUGAUCGCUCUGUAAGGGAACCGAGAGGGAUUGUUGAGGAUGUGUUGGUGAAAAUUGGACAAUUUUAUUAUCCUGUUGAUUUUAUUGUUCUAGAUUACCAACCUGUUUUACAUCCUAGUGUUCAUACCCCUAUUAUUUUGGGUAGACCUUUUCUUACCACAGCUAAUGCUUUAAUUAAUUGCAGGAAUGGAAGGAUGCAACUCACUUUUGGUUCCAUGACUUUGGAGUUAAACAUAUUUCAUGUGGCUAAACAACCACAUGAGGAUGAUGACUGUGCUUAUGUUUUGGAAGAACAACAGAUGAUGGCAAUUAAUAAAGGAUGGAAGCCUCACUUUGAGGAGCUACUAGAAAAUGAAAAAAAGCUCGUGCAUUCAAGUGAAGAGGCACCACAGCUGGAGCUUAAGCCGUUGCCCGGUGGUCUUAAAUAUACCUAUUUAGUCCCAAGUAAGUUAAAACCUAGAUGGGAUGGCCCUUUCAUUGUAAGGGAAGUGUUUAACCAUGGACCUGUAGUAGUUGAGUGA